This is a messenger RNA of Pimephales promelas (fathead minnow), 5039 nucleotides long. RefSeq names its product FLII actin remodeling protein (gene flii). NCBI's taxonomy places the organism in Eukaryota, Metazoa, Chordata, Actinopteri, Cypriniformes, Leuciscidae. Gene Ontology annotation, molecular function: actin filament binding; phosphatidylinositol-4,5-bisphosphate binding. Gene Ontology annotation, biological process: barbed-end actin filament capping; actin filament severing; actin polymerization or depolymerization. The record is from RefSeq and is a predicted model, not a curated record. Gene Ontology annotation, cellular component: cytoplasm; nucleus; actin cytoskeleton.
ACCAGCCGCUGCCGAACUGAAAUAGGCUGCGACUGUUCUGUUGCCAUAUCCUGAAUUAGACAUGGCCGCGACCGGAGUUCUCCCCUUUAUUAGGGGAGUAGACCUGAGUGGGAAUGACUUUAAGGGGGGGUAUUUUCCUGAGCAUGUCAAGUCUAUGAGUAGCUUGCGAUGGCUGAAGCUGAACAGAACGGGGCUUUGCUAUCUUCCAGAAGAACUGGCCUCCCUACAGAAACUGGAACAUUUGUCCGUGAGUCACAACAGCCUCACAACACUGCAUGGAGAAUUGUCAAGUCUUCCCAACCUGAGGGCGGUUGUGGCCCGAGGAAACAGCCUGAAGAACUCUGGUGUUCCUGAUGAUAUUUUUCAGCUGGAUGAUCUUUCUGUGCUGGAUUUGAGCUACAACCAACUCUCUGAAAUCCCUCGGGACUUGGAGAACUCCAGAAACAUGUUGGUCUUAAACCUCAGUCACAAUAGCAUUGAUAACAUACCUAAUCAGCUGUUCAUCAACCUCACUGACCUGCUGUACCUGGACCUCAGUAACAAUAAUUUGGACAGUCUGCCUCCUCAGAUGAGACGCUUGGUCCAUUUGCAGACCCUAAUACUCAAUAACAAUCAGCUUAUGCACGCACAGCUGAGGCAGUUACCUGCUAUGGUAGCUCUUCAGACCCUCCAUUUAAGGAACACACAACGUACCCAAAAUAAUAUGCCCACGAGUCUGGAGGGCCUCACCAAUCUAGCAGAUGUGGACCUGUCCUGCAAUGAUCUGACUCGGGUACCAGAAUGUUUGUACUCGCUGACUAAUCUCAAACGGCUAAAUCUGAGCAGCAAUCAGAUAUCUGAACUGUCACUGUGUAUAGAUCAGUGGACCAAACUCGAGACGCUCAACCUUUCUAGGAAUCAGCUCACGUCUCUGCCUUCGGCCAUUUGCAAGCUUUCCAAGCUGAAGAAGCUGUAUGUGAAUUCGAAUAAAAUAGAUUUUGAUGGGCUUCCAUCUGGUGUGGGAAAAUUGUCCAACCUGGUUGAGUUUAUGGCCGCAAAUAAUAAUUUAGAGCUCGUUCCAGAGGGGCUGUGCAGGUGUGGAAAAUUGAAGAAGCUGGUCUUGAACAAGAACCGGCUUGUGACAUUACCAGAGGCCAUCCAUUUCCUCACUGACCUGGAGGUUUUGGAUGUUCGUGAGAAUCCAAAUCUAGUCAUGCCCCCUAAACCAGUAGACAGGACAGCUGAGUGGUACAACAUAGACUUCUCGUUGCAGAACCAGCUGCGUUUAGCUGGUGCGUCUCCAGCCACUGUGGCAGCAGCUGGUGGAGGGAAUAGUCCCAGAGAUCAUAUGGCCAGGAAGAUGAGGCUAAGAAGACGCAAGGACUCAGCCCAGGAUGAUCAAGCUAAACAGGUGCUGAAGGGAAUGUCAGACGUGGCUCAGGAAAAGAACAAAUCCAUUGAGGAGAAUGGAGACAUGAAAUACUCUGACCUGAAAACCAAACGCUGGGACAAGAACCUAGAGAAACCUCAGCUCGAUUACUCUGAGUUCUUCUUGGAGGAUGUGGGGCAGAUCCCUGGUGUUACGGUUUGGCAGAUAGAAAACUUUGUACCCAUGCAGGUGGACGAGGCCUUCCACGGGAAGUUCUAUGAAGCAGACUGUUACAUUAUUCUUAAGACGUUCUUAGAUGACAACGGAGCCCUGAACUGGCAUAUCUAUUACUGGAUCGGGCAAGAAGCUACGCUCGAUAAGAAAGCCGGCUCUGCUAUCCAUGCUGUCAAUCUCCGUAAUUAUUUGGGUGCUGAGUGUAGGACAAUCAGAGAGGAGAUGGGAGAUGAGAGUGAAGAAUUCACUGCGGUGUUCGACAAUGAGAUUUCUUACAUCGAGGGUGGAACUUCUAGCGGAUUUUUCACCGUAGAGGACACGCAAUACCCGACCAGGUUGUACAGGGUUUAUGGGAAAAAGAACAUCAGAUUAGAAUCUGUGCCUCUGAAAGCAUCCUCACUGGACCCACGAUUUGUCUUUUUGUUGGACACUGGUCUUGAAUUAUUUAUUUGGAGAGGAGCAAAUGCAACACUUGGUGGUACUACAAAAGCAAGGUUAUUUGCUGAAAAGAUUAACAAAAAUGAGCGAAAAAGCAAAGCAGAGAUUACGACUUUGAUGCAGAAUCAUGAACCCCCGGAAUUCUGGGAAAAGCUUGGGGGACAGCCGGAAGAAAUCAAGAAACAUGUCCCUGAUGACUUCACUCCUGUCCGACCCAAGCUCUAUAAGGUUGGCUUGGGGUUGGGAUACCUUGAACUUCCUCAGAUCAACUACAAACUGUCUGUGGAGCACAAGGACAAGCUCAAACUAGAUGUGGUUCCAGAGCACAGACUGGUACAAGGUCUUUUGGACACUAAAGGUGUCUACAUCUUAGAUUGCUGGUCAGAUGUCUUCAUUUGGAUUGGCCGGAAGUCCCCACGUCUUGUUAGGGCAGCUGCUUUGAAACUGGGCCAAGAGGUGUGCAGCAUGCUUCAUCGGCCAAAACACGCCGUGGUCAUCCGUAACCUGGAGGGCACGGAGGGACAGGUCUUUAAAUCCAAGUUCAAGAAUUGGGAUGACGUGUUGAAGGUGGAUUAUACCAGGAACGCAGAGAGUGUGAAACAAAACGAGGGCUUGUCUGGAAAGGUGAAGAAGGAUGCAGAGCAGAAAGACCAAAUGAAAGCUGAUCUAACGGCUCUGUUCCUGCCUAGACAGCCAGCCAUGCCUCUCACUGAGGCGGAGCAGAUGAUGGAGGAGUGGAAUGAGGAUUUGGACGGCAUGGAGGGCUUCGUUCUGGAGGGGAAGAAGUUUGCCCGUUUACCAGAGGAGGAGUUUGGUCACUUUAACACUCAGGAUUGCUACGUGUUUCUCUGCAGGUACUGGGUGCCAGUGGAGUAUGAGGAUGAUCAGGAGAAAACAAAAGUGAAAGGAGAAGAUGGAGAUGAUGAGGACAAACAGCCUGAGGAAGACUUCCAGUGUGUGGUUUACUUCUGGCAGGGCCGUGAGGCCUCCAACAUGGGCUGGUUGACCUUCACUUUCAGCCUGCAGAAGAAGUUUGAGAGCUUGUUCCCUGGCAAACUAGAGGUUGUGAGGAUGCAACAGCAACAGGAAAAUCUCAAGUUCUUGUCACACUUUAAGAGAAAGUUCAUUAUCCACAAAGGCAAGAGGAAGCUAAAAGUGGACAGUGUGCAGCCAAGCUUGUACCACAUCAGGACAAAUGGAAGUGCGCUGUGCACCAGGACUAUUCAAAUAGCCACAGAUUCCAGUAACCUCAACUCUGAAUUCUGCUUCAUAUUGAAGGUGCCAUUUGAAAGUACAGACAACCAGGGGAUAGUUUACACAUGGGUGGGCCGAGCAGCAGACCCUGAUGAAGCUAAACUGGCAGAGGACAUCAUGAACACCAUGUUUGAUGACACUUACAGCAAACAGGUGAUAAAUGAAGGAGAAGAGCCAGAAAAUUUCUUCUGGGUUGGCAUUGGCUCACAGAAGCCAUAUGAUGAAGAUGCAGAGUACAUGAAAUACGCAAGACUGUUUAGGUGCUCAAAUGAAAAGGGUUACUUUGCUGUAUCAGAGAAGUGCUCAGACUUCUGUCAAGAUGACCUGGCUGAUGAUGACAUCAUGCUUUUGGACAAUGGGAAAGAGGUUUACAUGUGGGUCGGCACACAGACAAGCCAGGUUGAGAUUAAACUGAGCUUGAAGGCUUGUCAGGUCUAUAUUCAACACAUGAGGUCCAAGGAUGCAGAGCACCCGAGAAAACUGCGCCUGGUGCGCAAAGGCAACGAGCCUCACUGUUUUACCCGUUGUUUCCAUGCAUGGAGCGUGUUCAAGACUGCACCUGCAUAAAUCAGCCUCUCACGGUCUGUCUGAGUACAGAAUAGCCCUUCCAUUAUCAAUGUGCACUGCAUCACUCUCUUUAAAAAGCUCACACGUAUAUAUUUGCUAAUUGAUGCAAUAUUAAUGAGUUUUAUAUUUAUAUGUAGAUUUAAAGUCACAGAAAGUCUAAAUGAAACAGUGCAUAGGUAAGCGUUAAGAGAUCAAAUGCUGUAUUCCUUAAGGGAUGGUUUUUAGAAGAACAUAUCUGUUGAGGGAGAGUCUAAAGUUUUUUAACCAUCUAGCUGCACAAGUAUUGUGAAUUGUCUGUUUACAUUUUCUAAAUUCUGCAGCGGUUAUUUUAGAGAUGACUCUUUAUAUCUUUUGUUUGGGCGACACUUUUCGUGUUUUAUUUAGUAGAUGCAUAUCACAUAUACUGCCAAGACUUUUAGUUCUUGAAAGCACAACACCCAUGUCUGUUUCAGAUCUCACCCUAACGCAAUGCUGAUUUGGUGCCUCACACCGGAUUUUUUUUUUUUGUAUUGUUUGCCUUUGAAUGUUUCAUUCCGUCAGCUUGACCCGUUUUACUGCUUCACUUUUGGGAUGUAGUCUCUGAUGCCAAUGCUGAUGGAAUAAUGAAUUGCACAGUUUAUGUGGAAUGUUAUUUCAUUUAUUAUGUGUCAGAAUGAGAAUUUAUGCUUUUAUGCCCUUAAACUGCCCGAGUACAUCCAUAAUAAUGCUGCAGUUAACUGGGUUGAACCAAGCGAUUUUAAUUAACAAAGCAAUCUGUAAUUGCUAUGACUGGCAAUCUAGUGGUCUAGUGCUACUAAGGUUUGGUCUUCACAUAUCAAGGCUGUUUUAGCUUUAGUUACAGAUUGUGCUUUUUAAAAAAAAAAGGAAAAAAGAAAAAGUUAUGGUCCUGUCUAUGGACUACUUUUUUCUAAUUUUGAAUGUUUGUUGAACUUGGACAGGGAAUUUUGUUUAGCCAAGGAAAUGAAUAUUCUUAUUUUAAUUAUGCUUAUCAAAUGUGUUAUGGCUGUCAUAAAAGGGAUUGGUAGAGGUAAAAUUAAUUUGCAAACGAUGGUGAGUUGCCCUAUUUUGUCACCGCAGCUUUGAUGUCAACAUAUAUAAAUGUGUUUCUAUGUGUACAAAUAUUUUCUGCCACUGAUUUCACCUGCAAAUGCUCUAUUUAUGUAUUUUGUAUUGAAUAAAGUUUCAUCACACAUCUGAA